Messenger RNA from Hibiscus syriacus, 372 nucleotides. Its product is annotated as callose synthase 7-like. The record is from RefSeq and is a predicted model, not a curated record. The transcript has 2 exons. Lineage: Eukaryota; Viridiplantae; Streptophyta; Magnoliopsida; Malvales; Malvaceae. Gene Ontology annotation, molecular function: 1,3-beta-D-glucan synthase activity. Gene Ontology annotation, cellular component: plasma membrane. Bases 8 to 355 code for a protein of 115 amino acids.
UCGACUCAUGUUCAGGAUUUUCAAGGCACUUCUAAUCCUCAGUUUUAUUUCUCUCAUGACUGUUCUAUUUGUCAAAUAUGGCGUCACAGUAUCUGAUCUGUUUGCUUCCAUCCUUGUCUUCUUGCCAACUGGAUGGGCCAUUCUUCUGAUUGGACAAGCAUUAGGGCCAAUGAUGAGAAGCUCAGGAUGUUGGGAAUUAAUAAUGGAGCUUGCAAGGGCAUACGAGGAAAUCAUGGGUCUAUUAGUGUUCAUGCCCAUAGCUAUAUUGUCAUGGUUCCCAUCUGUGUCGGAGAUUCAGACCAGGCUGCUCUACCACCAAGCAUUUUGCAGAGGCCUAACAUUUCUCAGAUCUUAGCACGAAGGAUGUGAACG